Molecule: messenger RNA, 1165 nt
Organism: Diachasmimorpha longicaudata
Lineage: Eukaryota; Metazoa; Arthropoda; Insecta; Hymenoptera; Braconidae
Gene: MED4
Product: mediator of RNA polymerase II transcription subunit 4
Exons: 4
Coding region: 73-834 (253 amino acids)
Biological process (GO): regulation of transcription by RNA polymerase II
Cellular component (GO): core mediator complex; mediator complex
Molecular function (GO): transcription coregulator activity
Source: RefSeq, a predicted model, not a curated record
AGCAGAAAACUAACCUAAAAACUUCUCACAUCUAUUUACAAAGAAAAAACAAGACUGGUUAAUUGGAGCACAAUGACAACGAACAGAAGUACCAGGGAAAUUCUAUUAUCACUCGUCGAUGACAUCGAAUUGAUAGCCAAGGAAAUGAUUGAAAACACAAUAGCCCAGAAACACGCAAAAUUAUCAACUUCAGAGCACGCCCAACUGACCGAAUUACUAGUCUCCAAAGACCAAGAGCUGAAAUCAACAUUGAAACAGUCGGCGGAGCAAGCUCAGAUAAAUAUCAAGAUGGACGCACUGAAAGCUGAAGUGGACCGACAGGAUCAGGAUAUUCAGCAGCUGCAGCGGCAGUUAAAAGAGGCCGAGCAGAUCUUGGCAACAGCUAUCUAUCAGGCGAAGCAGAAAUUACAGUCAAUUGCUCGGGCGAACAAGCGACCAGUGCCUUCUGAAGAGCUCAUCAAAUUUGCUCACAGAAUCAGCGCUGCAAAUGCUGUAUGCGCACCUCUGACUUGGCAGCAGGGAGAUCCCAGGAGGCCCUAUCCGACUGAUAUUGAGAUGAGAUUGGGAUACUUGGGCCGACUGAGCGAUUUACCGCUGAAUGGCCAGCUUCUUGGAGCCCACCCAGGGAUAACGUCAGAUCUUCAUCGAACGGGACACUCAGCAGAGCCACCAGCAUCAUCAGCAAAUCAAUUCGCCUGGCAUCCCUCUGGGGAGAUCCACAUGUCAAUGGGUGGACAGGGAAGUGUUGCCAUGAACACUCAUAAGCAGGAGAAUGAGGAUGUUGAAGUUAUGUCGACUGAUUCGUCCAGCAGUUCAUCCAGUGACUCUCAAUAAAUAUCAGUCUCACUGGCUUGGUGUAAAAUAGGAUCUGUUCUUGUAUUUACUACUCCCUUCAUCCCUUUGAUCUCAAGUUCGUCUAGUUGAGAAUGAUCUUAGGUAAAAAUAAGUGCAGCAUUUCGUCGGGAAAGGCUUUCUGGAGCUUUCCCUGCAAUUGAAAACCAAAAACCAGGAAGUUGUUAUCAAGUAAUUUUCUAUAGAAAAUUUUGUCCAAUAUUGUUUUUUUUUCCUAAAUAUUUGUUAUCAAAAUUUCUGUAAAGUUAGGUCCCAUUAGAUUUUUACGAGAGAAUAACGUAAAGAAAUAAAUUUUUAACAAAUACUUUACAAA